Molecule: messenger RNA, 665 nt
Organism: Drosophila subpulchrella
Lineage: Eukaryota; Metazoa; Arthropoda; Insecta; Diptera; Drosophilidae
Product: dynein regulatory complex protein 8-like
Exons: 4
Coding region: 15-482 (155 amino acids)
Molecular function (GO): calcium ion binding
Source: RefSeq, a predicted model, not a curated record
CUCAAGCCCUCAACAUGGAUAUGGAUUUAAACAACGACUUGGAGAAACGCAUAUCGGAUGCGUUCUGUGUGUUCGAUCAUCAUGGUGAAAAAUUCAUAGAUAUUCGAGAAGUAGGCACUGUUCUAAGACUUUUGGGUUGUGUUCCCACCGAGGAGGAGGUAAAUGAAGUAAUCUCGGCCACAGAAUCGGAGGAAACUAGUGGGGAAGUGCACUUGACCAAAUUUUUGCCACACGUCUCGCAGUUGCUCAUGGAGCGCAAGAUGGAACCCGCUCCGCCGGAGAAAAUUCUGCAGGCCUUUAAGAUUUUGGAUCCUGAAAACAAGGGCUACCUGACCAAGGAGAGCUUUGGAAAACUGAUGAUGGAGGAGGGUGAGCCGUUUACUCAGGAGGAAAUGGAUGAGAUGUGGCCAGUGGCCAUAGAUCCCAUCAGCGGGCAUAUACCUUAUGAGUUCUACUUGAACCAGCUGAUGGUAUAUCUGUAGGCUUACAGAGUGACAUUUGAUAAAGUUUCCACGAUAUUGCCCUUAUAUUCUGGUAUUUCUUUAUUUACUAAAGACACAACACGCCAGGCAGAUAUCUACUUCCUGUAGCACCUACCCAUUUUUAAUGAAGUUUAUAUUUUGUCAAUCUUAUGCAGCUGUAAAAGCGCAAGUAGAGUUCAAUAA